This is a messenger RNA of Paramecium sonneborni, 2030 nucleotides long. Lineage: Eukaryota; Ciliophora; Oligohymenophorea; Peniculida; Parameciidae. The record is from the annotation of a GenBank genome assembly.
CUUAUUAAGAUGCACAAUUCUAAUUUGUGAUGCAAUUCUCAAAGAAUACAACUUAAGAAUAGAUAGAGUAAAUAGUAAAUAUACUACUUGAACAUAAAUUUUAAUCUUAUAAGACUAGGAAUCUUUAAAAUGAUAAGAUUUUAUUAUUUAUAUCUAUUGGUGAUCCAAAAUUAAUAUUGGAAUAGGCAGAAUAGAUGUAAUUAUAUAAAGUAUGCACAAUAAUAUUAAAUAGUUAGUGAUUGAUCGAUCUCAUACUUAAUUGCAUGAUGUUUAUAGAAAGAUAGCAGAGAAAAUAAAUAUAAAGAAAGUAUUAGAUGAGAGAUUAAUAACAGCUUUAAAUUAGAUAGAUAAAAGAAUAGUGGAAUUUGAAAAUUAUUUAAAAUUUAAAUAUGACUUAAAAAGUGAUUUCUGUUUAUAAAAUGAUGAUGCAGAAGUCGUAAAGAUAUUUAGUCCAUCAGAAACCUUACUUAUAAUAUAUAAUUAUUUACAUACAAUAAAGAUAGGAGAUUUAGAUAUGAUUCAUUUUCUUAAAACUGAAGAAUAUUUAUAGUAAGUAACUCCAAUUCAUGAUGAAUUAGUAUCAUUAAAUACAGUCACUGAUAUAGAGAGAUAUUUUGGAGGUAAUGUAGCAGUAUAUUUUGAAUUUAUGAACUUCUAUUAAUCAAUGCUUAAGUAUUUAGCAAUUGCAGCAUUGAUUACUUUAAUAAUUGAUCAUUAAAGCACACUUUUUAAAAUAACUAAUGUAGCUAGUUUUUAUGCAGUAUUAACAAUGGUUUGGUCAACAUUCUUUAUUAUAGCUUGGCGUCGAAAGGAAAGUGAAUUAAGUGUAGAAUGGGGUGUAUUUGGAUAAUAACAUAUAAAAAGACUUGAUCUUAAUCCAGAAUAUAAAGGCACUCCUAAAAUCAAUUAUAUUACAGGCUUAGUCAAAAAUAGUUAUCCAACAAGUAGUAGAAUAUUCUAUUAUAUGGUAUCUUUAUUUGAAGCCAUUCCCAUACUUAUUAUUGCUGGUUUAAUUAAAAUUGUAGUAUUCAAUAUUAAUGGACUCAUUAGAAAUGAAGACAGUAUUUUCUAUAUAAGAGUAGCCUCUAAAUUAAACUAGCCAGGUGGUUUAUUAUAUUAUAAAUAUACUACUAAUGUUCUAGAUAUUUUUACAAUACUUUUAAUUUUCUACAUAAACACUCUUUAUACUAAAGUUUGCAUUAAUUCUACUAAGAGAGAAAAUCACAGAACUAAUUUGAGAUUUUAUAAUUCUUUGAUUCUCAAAAGAUUCUUGUUUGAAUUAAUCAAUAGAUUUUUUCAUUUAUUUUAUAUAGCUUUUAUUGAAUUUGAUAUUCCAACUUUAAGAAAUCUAUUAAUUAAAUUGUUUGUUAUGGAUUAAAUUAGAAGAGUAUUAUUUGAAUCGCUAUUACCAAUGUUGAUGAAAUAAUAAUAUGAAAAAUAAAAAGAUUAAUAUAGAUUAAAUCUUUAAAAGAAAGAGGACAUAAAUGAAAAGAUUGUUGAUAGAAUUGUAUUUAUUUUAUAUUUUAUUUUUCUAGGCAGAACUUGAACUUUGGGAAUAUGAUGAUUUUGAUGAUUAUAUUGAAGUUAUAUUUUAAUAUGGUUACAUUGUAUUGUUUGCAGCUAUUUUUCCUUUAGCUGCUGCUCUAACAUACAUUUUCAACUUUAUUGAAAUAUGGAGUGAUAAAUUUAAAUUAGCGUAUAUAUUUAUAAUAUCUAGAAACAAAUUGUAUUAAAGAAGUCUUCCAAAAAAAGCUCAUAGUAUUGGAGAAUGGAGAACUGUUCUAAUGACUUUAUCUGUUUUAUCAAUCUACACUAAUACAGCCUUUAUUGCAUUUGCUUAUUUUAAUGUAUUCGAAGCUUGCUAGAAAUCCCGUUGCGAUUGGGAAAAUAUUUUAAUUCUUCUAUUUAUGAUUGAACAUUUCUCCUUAGGUUUGAAGUAUGUUGUAUAACAAACUAUCAACUCUAAACCUAAAUGGGUUAGAAUUGUAUUAAGAAGAAUGAAAAAGAAAAGAAGAAGUUUUAAUUAUUGA